CUGUCUCCCGACAGUUCCGCCGUUAAGCCAGCCAUCCAGAACCUUCAAACCAUCUACAGCGACUCCGAAUCCCUUGCCCCGGUCAACAACUGCUAUCGGUUCUGGGUGGCCAACCGCCCCUUCGACGCGGAUACCAGCCCGGACCUAUUCAUCCGGCACACCUGCCUGGCUAUGCUGUGCAGACUGAUGGCCUACCGCUUUCUCGAGCCCCGGCCGACGGAUCGGGUCCUCUGGGAAGUGAUGAGCGGUGACUAUUUUGCCGGGGCCGGACUGAGCAAUUUCCUGGGGGAGGACUUUUUUUCGUGGCCCUUCUUCCGGCUGUCGAUGGGGAUCGGAGACGACGCGUUUUCCUUGGAGACAGCCAAGUCACUGAUGGGAGCCCUCGAGUUGCUCCACCUGGACCAGCCGGACGUGGAACUCCUAUCCAGCCUCUACCAGGAGUUUCAGGGGGCGGACGGCAAACCCUGCCCGCAACUGGAUCUGUCAAUUUUCGAAGGCAAUCCGUCGCAGACAUGCAUUGGCCCGUACUGCGGCGAUGGGAACUCGCUCUCCCGGAUGGUUCGGGCGGCGCUGGAUGCGCGCCUAACUGCCGGCCAGAUUCCCCCGGACGCAUUGCUGGAAGUAUCCGGGCAGUUCAUUGGCAUGACUUCCGACCCCCUUGGGGCCAACCUCGCCAGCGUGGCCUUCCUCGUGGCCCUGGGAGAGGAAGUCAUCGAGCCGCACCCUCCCAUUCUAAUUCCCGUCUACAUGGCGCACGGAAUCAAUUUGCCCACUGAGAGAAAGGACGGCGACGGCUCCAGCAUCUACAUCAUUGAUUCGGCUGGGGGGGCCACUUUGCCUGAGCGAGUGGCCACUGACCCGCUGUACCUCGACUGGCUGUUCGGCCGCCUGCCCAACUACCUGCGGGGCGCUGCGCUGCGGCUUCGGGCACAACCCGAGGACGUGGCGGUGCAGGAGGUGUUGAACGCCUGGUACAACUACCUUACCUCGCCCAAGGCCCGUACUCCCAUUCCAGACCCGCUUACCCCGGAGGCGGCCGACGUGAUGGUCGAGGCCGCACGGAUACUGAUCCUUCAGUACGUCGGCGGUUCUGGGCCUGGACCCCUUCACCUGGUGAGGAACGCGCCCGCUCCGCUGUUCGCAUCUAAGCGGUCUUUUGACAUGCUGCUAUGGCCGGCGGAGAUCGCCAGGGACGACGAUCUGAGAUCCAUCUGUGCCGCCCGAUUCCUGGGAGACGACGGCCAGAUCGUUGCGGCCUGA
Molecule: messenger RNA, 1260 nt
Organism: Geodia barretti
Lineage: Eukaryota; Metazoa; Porifera; Demospongiae; Tetractinellida; Geodiidae
Source: the annotation of a GenBank genome assembly